AUGCUGGAUGCACUCGUGCUAACUGUGUACCUCCCCUUUCCCCUCCACCCAUCCCCCAUCCCGCCCUCCUGGUGCUUGCAGGAGUACGUGCAGUAUCUGUCAGAGCCAGGGGCACUGCAGGCGCCACAUACUACCAGCGGGCAUUUGAACGCCGUUUGGACGCACAAGCUGACCCGGGACAACAUUGACAGCAUCUGCAGCGCUCGCAUCCCCACCGCUGUAAUUCAUGGAGUGGACGACAUUGUAGCACACGUCUCCCUGGGAGAGAAGGUGGCCAAGCGCCUGGCACCCAUAGCGCGGUUCAUCCUGCUUCUAGGGGCGCACAUGCUGGUGCGAGAGCGGAUCGAAGAGGUGAACGCAUGUCUGGAAGAGUUGUUUCAAGCCGCAGAGGCAUGUGUGCCUGUGGAGCAGUGGGUGCAGCGUCGCAGCGAUGUGUACCUGCCUGAAUCGGCGCGGGAGCGGCAUGGGAAGGCCGAGGAGAGGAAGCUUGUGACGCAAUUUAGCCACGGUGCUGCUCGCUCUCCUUUUCCCUUUUUGGGUUCACUCAAUUAG
This is a messenger RNA of Closterium sp. Naga37s-1, 552 nucleotides long. NCBI's taxonomy places the organism in Eukaryota, Viridiplantae, Streptophyta, Zygnematophyceae, Desmidiales, Closteriaceae. The record is from the annotation of a GenBank genome assembly.